CUCACAGAUGACAUAUUCUUAUGUCAACCGAUAUUUUUGUCAUUUUUACAAACACAAUAUAUAUAACUUGUUAUGUCUAGUAAUCGAAAAAGAGUUAAACUUGCACCAAAUUUAUCAAAUGUGAAUUAUGGAGCUUCCUGUUCUAAAAACGUUCCUGACAGUCCGAAGAGACAAGCCCAAAAACGAAAGAAUUCAAAUACUACAAACGACAGCUGUACAGCAAAGCGGAAUUGUCACAGAAAAAUACCUCCUCCUGUAAUUACUAGAAAUUUGGCACAAAAUAGACUGAACAAACUUAAAUAUUCAUUACAAAUGGAUUUGUUGAUGAGAGACAAAAUUACUUCACCAGAAGAAAGUGAGAUUCACGUAAGUAAAGAAAAACCAGAAGUUCUAAAUCAGAAGGAUAACGAAAAGGCAAAUAGUGGUGAAAAGCGAAAAUCAAACGACUCAUGUGAGAAAUUAUCAACGAAGAAGUUUAUAUGUGACCCAUGCUUCAAAACUGAUUUAACCAAUGUAGGAACUGAAAAAACUACAAAGACACAAAAGGAUAAUAAAGUGUCCAAAGAGCCGUACUUAUGUAUUGUUGUAGACACCAAUGUAUUCAUCUCAGAUCUUACAAUAAUUAGGAAUAUCAUUGAAUUAACAACAGCAGGGCGAAUUAAACCACUAGUUUACAUUCCAUGGAUGGUUAUAACUGAGCUCGAUGAAAUGAAAGACAGACCAGGUGAAAAUUCAUUAAAAUAUCAAGCUCUUAGGGCGAUUAAAUGCAUUAAUGAAUUCAUCAGCAAAAAAGAUCCUAGAGUUAAAGGACAAUCAAUUAGUGAUAUGAGUGAUCAAAAAUACGUGGGAAUAAGCCAAGAUGAUAAAAUUAUUGGAACGUGUUUGCAAGCACUGGAAAAAUAUGAAGUAGUAAUAUUGCUGUCAAAUGAUAUUAAUCUAAGAAAUAAAGCCAUGAUCAACGACAUUCUAGCUGAGUCUUCCAAAGAAAUCAUUGUAAAAAUUACAUCAAUUACUUCAAAAACUACAAAGUUUGCAAAUAUUAUGGAACCAUUGAGUACUUUGUGUUCUGCAGUAAUUUGUGAGUGUGCUAAAGAUGCUUAUGGUGACGUCUGGUUAAAAAUGGAUAUGCUAUCUGGACCUCCUUGGUCUCUUUUGGAAUGUCUACGACGGUUCCAGAAGUAUUGGACGGCAGUAUUUCAAGAAAAGCUCAUGAAACAGUUUAAAUGCACAGUGGACAAAUUGUUUCAGUUGCUAAAUUCUGGCGAAGAUCUUUUUGAUGAUUCAGAUCCUUAUAAGAAGUUUGUGAAACUUUCUCUUGAUCUUUGCAUUUUUCUGCAAGACUUGGAAAAUUUCCGACUGUCUUCCAGUAGUGUUAUAAAUGAAAUAACGAAAUGUAAUUCGAGAAUAAUAAAUAACUAGUAGUGU
This is a messenger RNA of Diabrotica balteata, 1425 nucleotides long. The record is from the annotation of a GenBank genome assembly. NCBI's taxonomy places the organism in Eukaryota, Metazoa, Arthropoda, Insecta, Coleoptera, Chrysomelidae.